AUGGAAGGAAAACCAAAAUUUCUCUGUAGUGCCAAUGAUCGGGAGCUCACUUAUUUUUCUAAGUUAUUUGAUGAUGAUGUUUUCACUCUCAUUGUAAAUGAAGCAAACUUGUAUGCAAAACAAAAUCGUGGUAGUAGUUGUCCAUCAAACACCUGGGUGGACACAACUACUCAAGAAAUGAGAGCUUAUAUAGGAUGUUUUAUUCUAAUGGGAAUUCUUGAACGUCUUGCUCUCUCUAACUUCUGGAGUUCAGACACUAUACUAAAAGUAGAGCCAAUUGCUAAUGUAAUGACAAGUAAAAGAUUUAAAAAGAUUGUAGAGAAUGUUCACUGUAAUAACAACGAAAUUGCAAAUCCAAGAAAUCGUCGAUAA
Molecule: messenger RNA, 372 nt
Organism: Schistocerca americana (American grasshopper)
Lineage: Eukaryota; Metazoa; Arthropoda; Insecta; Orthoptera; Acrididae
Product: piggyBac transposable element-derived protein 1-like
Exons: 1
Coding region: 1-372 (123 amino acids)
Source: RefSeq, a predicted model, not a curated record